AUGCACUCCAAAGAUACUCAGUUUGGGAAACUAACAUUUCAGUCAUGGUUGAUCGAGAGCGCGGGGACUCUCCCUAUCAAGCGACGGAAAGACCAUGCUGAAGGAGAAGCGGAUAAUACUGUUGUAAUGGGGGCUCUAGUCAAAGCACUAGAAGAAGGUGACGCGAUUUGUUUGUUCCCUGAAGGCAUGAGCCGUUACCAUCCCAGUGUCGCUCCUAUGAAAACUGGAGUUGCUCGUAUCGCAUCUGACGUCCUAACCCAACAAAAGGAUAACCCUGACUUCUGUAUCACUCUGCUAACAUGCUCUAUAACAUAUAUGCAUCGGGAGCAUUUCCGGAGUGACGUGCUGGUUUCGUUUAACCCACCCUUGAAAUUAACCCCCAAAGCACCCCCGUCAUGGAAGAUUAUUCGAACAGCCAAAGCAGCAUCGAGAAUUUACGUUCCACUUGGAACAGGCAUGGGGUUAGGAGACUGGGUCCGUGUCGUGGGGCGCUUCGCUGGCGAGGCUGGUUUUGGUGGAGUAGGAAAAGUGCGAAGUCGAAAACCAAGUUUGCAUAGCUCUGCAUCAUCGAUCGGAAAAUCUGGGAUAAUCAGUGCUGAAUGGCAGCCAGGUCCAUCCGAAGAGGAGGCCGUGGUAGAAAAUAUGGAGCACAGCUCAAUUAGUGACGAAUUUGUAGAGACCUUGGCCCGGGACAUUCAGUCCCAUCUCGAACGGCUAGGGCUGAAGGACUUCCGAGUACUCCAGUAUAAUACCCUAUCUCGCCGACGUAUCGCCUCUCGUAUACUGAUACGCAUUCCUCUAAUUGUGGCACUUGGUACUCUCGCGCUUCCCGGGUUGGCACUUUGGCUUCCUGUAUUUGCCACAGUGGCUUACUUCACCAAAAAGCACAAGCAAACCGGUCCAGUUUGGGAUACAUAUGAUGAGAUAUCCCAGACCAAACUAAUAUACGGUCUCGCAGCAGGAGCAAUAACAUGGCUCAUCGCGUGUGUCGUCACUUUUCCUUUUGCUCCUGCGACCGCGUUACUUGUUCCCGGCGUUAUGUGGAUGGCACUUCGAUGGACCGAGGAUCUUGUCGCAGGCGUUCGUUCUGUUGUCGCAUUGGCUCGACUACUUCUCGUCGGAAAGCCAGAGAUGAACAAGACGCUUCUAUGGCGCGGAGAUAUCCAUGCCCGUGUCAUGAAAUUGGCUAUCGAACGACUUGAGCUCCCCGCAAACCCGGAGGAGUUCUUUUCGACGAAGAAAUCUCCCGGGCCACGUUGGGACACGAAAGGAGGGGCUGACAAGGGUCGUACUCAGGGGCUAUGGGCUAGAGGUACCCGUUACUUCUCGUUGCGUCGGCGAAGAAAGCGUGAUUGGAAUGAAACAAUGAGGUGGUAUGACCAGACAUAUUUCCCUGACGAUGAAUUGUGA
This is a messenger RNA of Rhizoctonia solani, 1410 nucleotides long. Its product is annotated as acyltransferase. The record is from RefSeq and is a predicted model, not a curated record. NCBI's taxonomy places the organism in Eukaryota, Fungi, Basidiomycota, Agaricomycetes, Cantharellales, Ceratobasidiaceae. Gene Ontology annotation, molecular function: glycerol-3-phosphate O-acyltransferase activity; glycerone-phosphate O-acyltransferase activity. The transcript is spliced from 6 exons. Gene Ontology annotation, cellular component: endoplasmic reticulum membrane. Gene Ontology annotation, biological process: phospholipid biosynthetic process. The coding region runs from base 1 to 1410 and encodes 469 amino acids.